Mizuhopecten yessoensis (Yesso scallop) is the source of this 3413-nucleotide messenger RNA. RefSeq lists its product as uncharacterized. The coding region runs from base 12 to 2657 and encodes 881 amino acids. The transcript has 9 exons. Gene Ontology annotation, biological process: pseudouridine synthesis. Gene Ontology annotation, molecular function: pseudouridine synthase activity; RNA binding. The record is from RefSeq and is a predicted model, not a curated record. Lineage: Eukaryota; Metazoa; Mollusca; Bivalvia; Pectinida; Pectinidae.
UGGCGGCCUCCAUGUGCAAUGUGGGAUUUGUCCGUCGGCAGUUGUUGUUACUGCUGCGAAGAAAAUCAGAAGGUCGUCAUCUACUUUUUCAACGAUUUUGUUCAAAUAUUUCGGCCAAAAAAGACGCUGACCAUGAAGACCAAGUGUCCCAGUCUCCUUUGAUUGCCGAAGAUGACUAUUUUGGUGUAUCGAUUCCCGAAGGAGAUUGGUCAGUUCAACGAAAUUCCAGUCUUAGUAAAGACGACAUCUUUAUAAAGUAUCAGGUCGACUGUUUAACCGAACUUGAGAAAGACAAAAUGCAUCGUGUAAAUAUGCCUUUUGGGACGGUAAGUUUUGAUACAAUAUCGGAUGUGAAACAUCAAAUAGAGACAAGAGAGAUGUUCAGUGAGAGAAACUUUAAUCGUGGCGUGGAAGAAAAAAUAUUAGAUAGAAUGGCGCGCGUUAGUGAUGAAACAGAAGCAGACAGUUCGGGAGAGAAAUAUUAUAUUUCCUUUCUAGAUCAAUUCAAGAAAGAUUCGAAACAUGGGACAACAGAAUCAAACAAGUCGGUGUCAGAUGCACAGGUGAAGGAACACAAGUCAAGGGCACAGAAAAAGGAGCUUCGAACUGUUGAUUCUUUUCCGGAGAAAACAAUAGAUUCAUUUAAGAGGACAGCAGCACAUGAACACCAUGGCAAUAUUGUAUCACGAAAAACCUCACAGUGCCAUUUUGACCAACCAGCUAAGGUGGAAUAUGGUGAUUUAGCCAUUUCAAAUAAAGAAGGUAGCAAUGAAAAAAGGGAUGAUAGUACAACUGAUCUGAACUUUAUAGAUCAGCAAUAUAUACAACAGGAUGUUUUACGAACAAAUUCAAAAAAUUCAAAUCGUUUAAACUUAAAAAUAUUACAGAAGUUUCAUCCUGAGGAAGCGACACCAGAACUUGAUCCCGAUAUGUUGGUUGCUUAUACAGACAAAGUAACCUGUUCAGAAAGUACUGAACAAGACAUCACUUCCUCCCAUCAGAGUUUCACCAAAGCUCAUCAAGAACAUGCGAGUCCGACUCAGAAGUUGAAACAAUUGGAAUCUGACAACAACUUCAAGAGAAAAGCUUCUGGGAAGAAAAAUGGAUCUCAGCGUCGUCAAAAACAUGAGAAUCUGACUCCAGAGUUACAAAAUUUGGAAACUACCGGCAACAUGAGGACAAAAUCCAAAGAUAUGAACUUUAUAGAUCAACAGUUCUUUGGAGAAUAUCUUUCUGAAGAUCAAAGUUCAAUGAAAACUUCUGUAGAUAAUGAUGAUAAAGACCCAAAAUCAGAUUUGAACUUUAUAGAUGAAGAGUAUUUCAAAGAAACUGUUUCUAUUUCUGCAAAAAAAACCAACAAACUAUCAACUUCAGACCACAGAAAGUUAGAGGAAGAAAAAGUACUGACUUCAGACCAUAGAAAAUUAGAGGAAGAAAAAGUACCGACUUUAGAUCAUAGAAAGUUUGAAAAAGAAAAAGAAGUGACCUCAGAUCAUAGAAAGUUUCAGAAAGAAAAAAUUGUUAAAGAUGUUCAUAAAUAUCCUGAAAACAAGAAAAACUCUAAAAGAAAUAAUCAAAAUGAUGAAGAGAAUCACUUAAGUCAAAUCCUGCAAGGUAACGUUAUGGAUCGACUUGAAAGAGAUGCCAUUGUGAAAAGGAAAAGAGCACUACUGGAAACAAAGAAAACAAAAGAGUCGGAAGAUGUGAUGGAUACAGCUUAUGGUACAGUGCAAAUGCUCAGAAAUAAACAAGGACGAAAUUUAGAAGGUGGGGCUCCUCUGCGUGACAGUGAGGGCAUGAAAAUCAUGAAAACUACAGUUCCUCAGCUUUACAAGAUGACGUCGGUGGAGAUCGUAAACAUGAUCACCAGGCACAUCUUGUAUGACAGUGAUGACGUUGUUGCUAUCUAUAAACCCUAUGGACUACCUUCUCAUGGGGGCCCUGGUGUAGCAAUAAGUGUGGCUCACCUAAUGGACCAAAUAAGUGAGAGUCUGGGAGAGAGACAAAACCCCCUCCACAUGGUCCACAGACUAGACAAAGACACAACUGGGGUCAUGCUUCUGGCCAGAACUAAACACAUGGCUGCACAAUUGGCGAAAGCCUUUGCGGAAAGGACAGUGGUAAAAAAGUACUGGGCCAUCACGAAGGGCAUUCCUCAUCCCAAGGAAGGUAUCAUUGACAUCCCAAUGAUGGAGGGUUCUGUAGACGGCAAAAAAAGGAUGGUACUGAAACCCAACUUCUUGCCAGAUGGAAGGAUUGCCACUAAGUCGUCGGUAAAAACAUUUAAGGCAGUGACCCAUUACAAGGUUAUAUCAAGCAGAGAUAACACAGCGCUCGUCGAGUGCCUUCCUCUCACAGGUGUAAGACACCAGCUUCGAGCUCACCUGUCGUUUGGACUAAACACACCAGUGUUGGGAGAUCACAAGUAUUCUAACCUCCUGAACUUUGCCCCACAGAAACUGGACUCUACAACACUUCGGAAGCUUGGAGUACAACAAAGCAAAGUGCGCCAUAUUCCAUUACAUCUACACGCCAUGUCCAUCCUUAUACCCGAGUUUCUGGACGGACGCAAUCUGUUUGUCACUAGCAACUUGCCAAAACAUUUUUGCAGGAGCAUGAGAAAUCUCAAACUGAAACCUGCAGGAGACAAACAGUAACAAAUAUCAAAAUCUUGGGACAUUAUGGAUUUUUUUCUCUCUGUAUUGAAUUGUCUCUCAAGCUCAUUUCAGGAAAAGUCAUGAAAUUUCAUGUGGUAUGAUUUCGGGUUUUUUUCACAUGGAUUGAACAGCAUUUUUUAAAAUUUUCAUGUUGGUAUGAACGCAAAUCAGUUACAUCCAUAUUGCAUGAAGCCCACGAUUGUAAAUUCUGCAAUAAUUAACCUUAAUCAUUUGAACGUUUGACGCAUGGGCAUUUUCCAUGUUAUCCGAAGCGAAGCAACAAGACUCUCAUUGAACAAGGUUAAUCUAUGAUGUCAUAAGUAAACCAUGUGUUACGUCAGGAGAGUUUCUGCUUUCAUACUCAAAUCAUAUAGUGGGUUGCAGCGCAAAUGUAUUUAUAGUUUAAACAUUUUAUUUGUGCCUUACUUUUGCGGUCAAUCAAAAUUGAAAAUGAGGCAAUGUUUAACAUAUUCACAGACUUGCCGUGAGGUUCCACUGCAAUAGGAAUAACACCAUCUUCCUCACAUUAGCAAAUCCUAUCUGACUUAAAGAGAAAAGGGUGUACUUUUACGCCACCUUCAACAUUAUAAUCUUUUAUUGAAUUGGUCUUGUUAAUCUUUGAAUGAGUAGCUGUUCUGUUAUUUUGAAUAUGAAUGUACUAAGUAGGACAUCGCUCUAAGUUUUACAAUGUGAUCAUGGUGUUCUUCACAGACAGAAACAGUGAUUUUAUGUAAAAAUAAAUAAAGCAUCAAGAAU